Molecule: messenger RNA, 1032 nt
Organism: Saccostrea echinata
Lineage: Eukaryota; Metazoa; Mollusca; Bivalvia; Ostreida; Ostreidae
Product: splicing factor U2AF 26 kDa subunit-like
Exons: 8
Coding region: 38-769 (243 amino acids)
Biological process (GO): mRNA splicing, via spliceosome
Cellular component (GO): spliceosomal complex; U2AF complex
Molecular function (GO): pre-mRNA 3'-splice site binding; metal ion binding
Source: RefSeq, a predicted model, not a curated record
UGUGUGCUACGUCAUAGUUUCCGCGUUAGUCGAAAACAUGGCUGAGUACCUUGCGUCGAUUUUUGGCACAGAAAAGGACAAGGUAAACUGUUCAUUUUACUUCAAAAUUGGAGCUUGUCGACAUGGAGAACGCUGUUCACGUCUUCACAACAAACCCACUUUCAGUCAGACAGUACUAAUUGAGAAUUUGUACAUGAACCCUCAGAACACAGCACUGACUGCAGAUGGAUCUCAUAUUCCUGUGGAUGAUGUACAAGGCCAGCAAAAUUAUGAUGAUUUUUUCGAGGAAGUUUUUACUGAGUUAGAGGAUAAGUAUGGAGAGAUAGAAGAAAUGAAUGUCUGUGACAACCUGGGUGACCAUUUGGUGGGAAAUGUCUAUGUUAAGUUUCGAUAUGAGGAAGAUGCAGAAAAAGCUGUGAAUGAAUUGAACAAUCGCUGGUUCAAUGGCCGACCAGUUCAUGCAGAAUUGUCACCAGUCACAGACUUCCGAGAAGCAUGUUGUCGGCAGUAUGAAAUGGGUGAGUGUACUCGUGGUGGUUUUUGUAACUUUAUGCACUUGAAGCCGAUUUCCAGAGAAUUGAGACGUGAACUCUAUGGCAGAAGUCGUCGAAAGGUUAGAAGAUCACGUUCACGAUCACCACCUACAAGACGAAGCAGGAGCCGCAGUAGAGAGCGUCGGCGAUCAAGGUCACGGGAACGUAGGUCAAGGUCACGUAGUAGAGAGAGGAGAAGGUCCAGAGAAAGGGAUGGAAGACAUGGCAGAUACUGAGCAAUGACUGUUGCGUCUUCAUCUUUUGUUGUAUUUUUUUGAUGAACUUUUAAAAUCUUAAAACCAAACAGUUUAUCAUGUCAUUCAUUUUGUGUGUAGCAUUAUUAAACUGAUUCAUUUAAAUAUAAGAGUUUUUUGUGCAAUUUUUAGCUUACCUCAGUAACUGGAAAAAGCUUUGCAGAAUGCUCUAUUUGUAGUAUCAUUGUAACAGGUUGAAUAUAUGUGUUCAGUUUGUAAGGAACAAUAAAUCCUUCCUGAUCUUA